Molecule: messenger RNA, 321 nt
Organism: Racocetra persica
Lineage: Eukaryota; Fungi; Glomeromycota; Glomeromycetes; Diversisporales; Gigasporaceae
Source: the annotation of a GenBank genome assembly
AUGCCAUAUAUACGAUACAUUGUAGGCGAUUUUAUCAUUGAAGAAGAUGAUUAUUAUAUGUCAACUUCAGAUAAAGGAAAAUGUCUGGAAUACAGCAUUGCAAAAUAUCUUAGGAGUCGAGGCGUAAAUUGUCGAUUGUACAAUGAUGACACAUUACUUAUAUUUGCUGCUGUAUUAUUUAGGAACCCGUUUGAUGGCGGUCGUCCGACCAUUGACGAGCUGAAAGGAGUACUAAGCACACGCAAUAGAUUUACUAUCGGUGUAGUAGCAAGUUUCUCAAAAAAAUUAGGUAUAAUUUUAAACGUUCUCGCUGGGAAAUGA